AUGGCGGACGACAACACCAUCAUCGAGGGCACCGUCAAGUUCCGCGACGGGAAGAAGUGGAAGUCGCGGUGGUGUGUGAUGAGAAAGCUGUCCCCGGUAGCGGAUUGCGUGCAACUGCAGGUAUACCGCGACUCAAAAGCUCGCUGGGGUGGCGCGGCCAGCAAGGCGUCGCUGUCUCUGCAGCGUUACCUCGGCUGCGAGACUGGCUUCACGCUCGACAAGCACUCGCACACGCUCGCGCUCAUCUGUCAAGACUUCACCGCGGUACUCGCCUUCGAGACCCGCGAGCGGCUUAUGCAGUGGCAGGUAAAGCUACAGUCACACUUGGGCUGGGCGAAGCAGUGGGUGGUAGUGGUGGCUGCGGGUGGACGGCUGACGGCGGGUCCGGCGCGGUUGCUGCUACGUCCACCAGCAGCCGCCCUCGCCACGGGAGUACCACCAAAACUGCUCGCCGUUUGGGAGCUCUCCCAUCUAAGGCGAUAUGGCGUCGUCGAAGGCCGCUUUUGCUUGGAAGGUGGUUCACUAUGUGGCAAGAGCGAGGGUCUACACGUGCUCGUAACAGAUCAGGCUGCAGAGAUCGCACGAGAUUUUGAACUCGCCUCUAGGGGCAAUAUAUCUCCAAGAAAAAGAUACGAUGCAUUAAUUAACGAAGGUAUGGAGAGUCCGAAAUCACACAAAGCUUUUCAAUCAAACACAAGGCUAUCAGAAUUAAACACGAUCGAUCGCUCCUUGCCACCAAUGGACUUACGAAUUUACGAAGAUCCAUGUAUUGAAGAAUCUGGCGCUAUAUCUCCAUACUGGCCAUCCGCUGAACGAACAAAUUUUCAGGAUAUGGGUCUUGGAGACACGGUGUCUGUAAAUGAGACUGUUGAAGGUAUGGGUGCCGCCCCAUGGAACGGAACGAGCAGCGUAAUGAUAGAAAGGUGCAUGAGUUGUAUUUCAAAACUAGGCGCUUUAUCCAGAUCUUCGACAGCCGCUUUGACACCCGGUGCUAAGCAUUUCAGUCCUGCUUGGACGAUGGAGGAAUUAAGUGAAAAUUUGCAAAGUAAUAAUGGUUUGAAAAGUGAUACAAAGAGUUGUGAAGCAUUGCCUAUAGUAAAUACUAUUGAAAAUAAGACUGAAGAAAUUUGUCGUUGUACAGAUAAGCCGCCUAUUAGACCUCCAAAGCCUACUAAAUUAGAACUGAAUCUCAAUAAGGUGCCUACCAUACCAAUGGCUUCCCGCUCACGUAGUUAUUCACAUUUAAGUACACUAGCAGAAGCUAAAGCAAUAAAAGUUGGCCCUUAUGAAAACUACGAUGUACCUAAAGUACCGUCAGCAGAGGUAGAUGGAGAAUAUUACGAUACGCCUAAAAGACUCAAAGAGUGCUUGAAUAGGGAACUCUUUAAGAUGACUCGAAGUUCCACUACUAACACCCUUGUAUUAAAGAAACCAUGUGGAUGCUUACUAAAGCUAGGCAAAAAACCCAAAGAGCCUACGAUAAUAGAUAGUGAAGAAAAUUUUCAACCUGCAAGUUGUCCAUGUAGGAGAGUAACGGAUUGGGCUCACGCUUGGAUAAGACUGCCUUAUUGCAGGAGAAAUAGAGAUACAAGUGAAAAUACUGUGCCAAAUAAAGAAAAUAUGAUACCAAAUGAUGAUCGCAAUGCACUUUAUGCUAAGGUUGACCUAUCUCGAAAAACUAGGCGAAAAACUGAGAGAGAGGGAUGUACUACUCCCGAAAAUCAGCAAUCUGUGGAUUUUCAAAUAGAUGAAGGGCCCUUAGCUAACUAUGAAAACCUUAGCUUCGCUUUGUCUCUGGAAAAUUACGAAAAUGCGAAAGAUUUGCUAAGAAAAGUAGGAAUAACUGAAACGGAACUGGAUGCGAUUGGUGCUAAUUUGAAACCAGAAUCCUUUGCAGAAAUUAAUAAGAAAAGUGUUUGUUCGAAAUGUGGACAUCAACAAAGUCAGUCUGAUUCUAUUGCACCUUCUGAUAGGGUAACAGGCGGAAGCAACGAUGAGUACCUGAUGAUGGAGCCUAGUAGCUUGGACAGUGACAGGCUGGAAAGAGAUCGAACCUUCGCAGCAGGAUACACACCAAUGUCGCCCAUAGGUGGUUUUGCUUUCCAUACUUUAAAAUACCCAGCAAAGAGCGCCAUCAGUAGGUUACUCGAGGAGAAGUCUGCCAGCAAUCCCGCUCUAUGUCCACAGAAGUCAUCCAAACCAGCGGUAGAAGGACCGAGUGGUGGGCGAGUAACAAUCACAGAAACAAAUGUAAGACAGCGCGCCGGUCGCGGGCGACGUUCGAGCUCUGUCGAUUCCUCCCGAUUUUUGGAGGAUGUAGAGGAGUUUGAGGGCAGCGUUGGUAGUCGAGGAUCAGCUUCUUCGAUGGAAACACUACGCGACCUGUCGGGAGAGCGUACAGGUGGACCGUGUGCAUGCGCGUCACGUAGCACGGGUGUACGAGCGGGUGGGGCGGUGGCGGUGCCGGCCGGUGCACGUGACUCCUGCAGCUCCAACGACUCGGGCGUGUCCAGCUGGUCGCUGCGCUCUGCCAUGCCGCCGCCCGCUGCGAUCGUGCGCUCCGCUGAGACCACCGCACCUGCCGUUCCUGGAGAACCAAUCCGAGGUGUGACAGAUGCACAGAGUACGUCCAGUGGUACCUCAGACAUGUCAGAUUACGUGGAAACUUUAUCAAUGUGCUCGUCGCAGUCAUCAAGUGACACGCCUCUCGGGCCAUGCCAACGUCGUGCUGCCAGUACAUUACGACCUCGCGCUGGUCAAGAAUACCGACCGUUGGCGCCUCGCCGUUGA
Parnassius mnemosyne (clouded apollo) is the source of this 2790-nucleotide messenger RNA. Lineage: Eukaryota; Metazoa; Arthropoda; Insecta; Lepidoptera; Papilionidae. The record is from the annotation of a GenBank genome assembly.